UGUGUUUUUUCUUUGCAUUUGGGUUUACUUCUCACUGCUUUAAGGAAAACCUGCUUAUAUUUGCUGUUCCAAGGUGUCAUUUGUCUCACCAAAACAGCCAAACUCUGAAACAUGAACUCAAUUCUUUUCUGGUUUGUGUUUUUAGUGUUUAAAAAAAAAAAAAAAACAAAAAAAAAGUGGUUAAUCAGUGGCCUAUCUUCAGAGAAAGCCUUGUAGGGACUGGUUUCAGAUAAUGGUAUCACUUACACCUGUGCAAUUGAUAAUAUCAGAACUCCUUUCAGGCAACUCUGAAUAUCGUUUGAGAUCUAUGAGUUGUGACUGGAAGCAGCGCUUGGACCAUGAAACACUGUGUGUGUAAGGAGAUUGUACGUUCAUCAUCAAAUCCCAAACUGAGGUCACAGGGAGUGACAGUAAAUGGAGGAAAAAGAAAACUUUUAUUUGAAACAGAGAAGAAAACCUCUCAGAAGUCAUGAAGGCACAGGCAAAGGAACUGUCUUGCUUUGAGUAGGACUGUAAUUUAAGUCCUGAGGAGCUACAUUUGUCUCCUUUAGCAAGAUUACAAAGUACCUUAUUAGAAACACAGUGUAUUGUAAAGCAGUUCUUAGGAGCCUCUGGACGGCCAAGCCUUCAUGGGUUUGUUAUAUGGUACACCAACCAAAUGUACAAAAAAAUAAAGUAAUGAUUAUGGAGAAGGAUAUAUACUCCUGAACUCUCUGAAAACAGUUCCAAUUCCCAGUUCUGUCCUUCACCUGUUUUAGACAAAACUUUGGCUGUUAACCACAAGAGUAAUGCACCUCGAUCAAAAUGAAACUCUGGUUUUUGGUAUGUGUCCUGUGUUACAUCCAUAUCAGCCCUUUAAAAAGAGCCCUUGGUAUUGGGCCUGACUUCUCCUGUCCAAUGACCGGACAAACAGUAGUAGUAACUAACGACAGCAAACAAAGAGUUUCUAUAUUCCUGAUAAACAAGUGAAAUAUAAAUGGAGGAACUGAGCGAGACUGAUUCUGUAUACCUUCUCAGCCAGAAGCACAGAUUAGGCUGGGCAGCUAUUGCAGCACUGGAUGCACAGGUAUGUUUUACUUGCAGAAAUACACAAGCUUGGAACAAAAUCAUCGCUGCUGCACGUUAUUGUAGUUGUGACAUAUUGCAGCCCAUGGGACACAGACUGUGUGUUUCCCUCUUGUCACUUGUAAAAGUUCCUGUUGCAUUUUCUGCUGGUGACUUCUGGUUCCUACAGCUUCCUUUUUCCUUGUGGAAAUAGCAGUGCAGUGGAAACAGUGUGGUUGGAGGUUGCUGUGGGUUCCUGGGGAAGAGCUCUUGGCUGGUAGGGAAGGGGCACCUUGUCCCCAGCAGCUGGCUCCCUAGGCCUUGCUGUGUUUCCCUACUCCAGCCUGUGGUAAUGCUGGAGCUAAACGAGGCUGUGAAGCAUGGCAAGGAUGUCAUACAGCAGUUGUACCUCCUGUGAUGUCACUGGGCCAAGUCAUUAAUGGAUUAGAGGAAAAUAAUCUUUAUUCUUAAUAAAAGCCUCUUUGCAUUUUGAUCUGAUUUAAUUGUGUUCACAUUGAAAGACACUGGAUGUUCCCUUGCUUUGGUCCACAGCAAUAAGUCUGAGACAAGACAGUAAGUUACAUUAAGACAGUUCCUGUUCAAAAAUUCAGUUUAUUCCCUGAGAACAAUACAACGUGUCUGCCAUGACAGGGGCAAAACAGAAAGGUUUCUAGCAGAAAAGGGUAACAGGAAGAUUAUCAACAAAGGGACAACUGAAAGAAGUGGACAUAAAGUUUGGAAAUAGUAAUAUGGAAGGUCUGGUAUACCCUUCUGAAUGAGAUUUCAAUCAAAGAAAUUUGGAAACAACCCUAAUUCUAACCCUCUGUUUUAUGAACAUAGAUUUUACUGCUGUGUUCUAUAGCAUUCUGAAUCAUCAGAUAUGCUGCUAUAGUUGUCAGCUUAACAGGUCUCUUCAUCCACGCAUCCUUCUACCUGUGCCUCUCCCACAACCAACUUGCCCUUUGAACUUCACUGCCAGCUUAACCUGGUGAAAACAGGCUUAAGUUCUUGGAGAAUUCAGAGCAGAAAUGUCUUUCUGGUGCUUUUAUAUGCUAUUUGGCAGAGAAGCCCAUUGAAGAAUUGGAGCCCUAAUAGUACUCAGAAAAGAGGCAUAAAAAUCUUUCCUGUCUUCCAUGUAGUUUCAUCAGCUUUCUGCAGCUUUUUGUUUCCAUCACAGCUCACCUGCAUAGAAAACAUUCUCUGCAAAGACUGGAAGUGAAGACUUUUAUUUACAAGUAUAAUGUCACAGUGCUGCUCAGAAAAGGAAAGUAAAUACACUAAAGAUCCUCUGGUCCUCCCCCCACCCCCAAACAACCCUGUGUAACUGAUGUUGAGCAGUGCUUCAAACCAGAGAGCUGCUCCAAGGAGCAGGCAGCAACAGGGUAUAUUACCUGGCUGGCUUGUACUGUACAAAGAAAGCUCACAGGGUUUGAUAGCACCUGAGGGGUCCAGGGGCCUCUUGAACUGUUAGAGUCUCUUCUGGGAGGGGCCAGGAAAGAAGAGCCUUGUGCUAUCAACCAGUCUCAUCUGCAGGAACUGUCAUACCCAGGGCCACUGAGAGGCCUUUUGCCAUGCUUAAGUCUUUGCACUCUCCCUUGGUAACAACUUCUGUUAGCACCUGUUUGUCAGUUCUUUCACUGCCUGUCUGUCUCACACACUGCCAGGUGAUAACCCAAAUUUCCCAUUCAUACUCAUCUCUGAUCCAGGCUUGCUUCCCUGUGAAUUGCUGUGACAAAUUUCUACUGAUAGUGUCAGUACUGGGGCACAUCUCCAUCACUGAUUUACUACGGAAUGAAUUCACCCUCUAGAGUUCAAGUAGGAUCAGAAGAUGCCUUUUGGACAUCAGGUUUGCCUCUUGAGGUGAGCAACUGAAUCCAUCUCAAGGUGGAGAACACUCCAGUUCUACUUGCACAUGUUCUGAGUACCCCUGAAACCUCCCUCGGUGACCUGUGCUGCAUCUUAUCCACAGAAGCAAAAGAAAGAGAACAGAAAACACCAGGAAGACUCUGCAGGAACUGCCUGCAGAGCCAGUACUGCCCAGAGGUAAACUCUGGAGAAACAGGCACUGCCAGUCUUUGAGGUCCCAUGGCAGAAUCCACACCAACAAAGCUGACAUCCAGAGGAAGGUUCUGAAGGGUGAGGAGGUGGGAAAUGAGGCCCAGUCUUUCCAAGAUGCUUGUCAACAUGUACAGAAAGUUACUUACUGGAAUAUUCAAAAGCCGUUAGCUGUAUAGGUUCCAUAAGUGUGCUCUGAUCCCUGGGCAGUACAGCAGGUACCAAACACUAUGGCAGUUAGAAUGACCACUGUGAAUAUGUGAAAGCAGGGUCAAAAUUCCAAAAGCCCCUGUGAAGAAACACCAAGGCGAAAUUACAUAUUGUUUUUUUUUUUAUUUCUGCCAGAACAGCUCUGUAAAUUCAGCAGUAAGUUUUCAAAGGAGGAUCCAGAAAUAAAAUACACACCUCUGCAUGAGGUGUGAUGGGAAGAUUACCAAAUACUUAUAUAUAAUUCUAGUUACUAUAUCCAAAGGAUGAUACAGAGCAAUCAUUUGUAUUUAUGCUGCUGUUAAGGUUGCUGUCCUGCAUGGGCAGAACUGAGCAGCCAAACCAGUCCAUUUGUCCCAGUCAUGUUGAAGGGGUAGGUUUCUACAAACACACAUUUAUAUUUAGUUAUGCCUGCUGUAGCCUCAUCAAACGUUAGCACUCACCAUUUCAUUUACUUCCACUGACAAAGACUUUGAGCUGUUUAAUGCACCUGAUGCUGAUCAUUCCUGCCUGGAGUCAUGGUGAAAUGCAUUAUUAACUCCUGGGGCAUUUAGCUAGAGACAUUCAAUGGGCAGAACAUCUUUCUUUUUGAGAUUAGAAAUGAUGUGAAAUACUUAUGAGUUAUUAACUUUUUAGCUUUAAAUCCGCUUGCUUUGACUUUCUAGAGAUUUGCUUCAGGGUUGGAGAAGAAUGUUUCCAGGUGAGACUGAUUUGGUUCAGCUAGUUGAGACAGAUGCAGCUCAUUUGGGAAUGGGAGGGAGAAUGGUGAAGGGAGGAUAAAAGGCUUUGGAAGGCACUGUAGAGUCCUUUCUGUUGGGGAAAUUUUUCUAGUCUUCUGUCUUAUUAACUGCCUCUGGUUUUCUCCAUCUUAUUAUGCCAUCACCUAUUCCUCUUAAUUGUUUUCUUUCUUUUGAGUAUUCCCCCUCUGCAGAUUUGCGUCCCUGCAGCAGCCCUUUAGUUAUCCCUGGCAAAGACAGCAAAAGCUUUUUGGGGGGAACUCCUUCAGUCAGGACUCGCCGCUUGCCUCCACGCCUGGCCUGGUGCUCUAUUGACUGGGAGCAACUCUGCCUCCUGCAGCCCAUAGGCUCUGGGGGCUUUGGUUCUGUCUACAAAGCUACCUACCAUGGUACAACCGUGGCUGUAAAGCAGGUGAAGAAAAGCAGCAAAAACCGGCUGGCAUCGCGACAGAGCUUCUGGGCUGAGCUGAACGUAGCCUGGCUACAGCAUGAUAAUGUGGUACGUGUGGUGGCUGCCAGCACGUGUGCCCCAGCCAGCGAGAACAGCCUGGGCACCAUCAUUAUGGAGUAUGUGGGCAGCAUCACCCUGCACCAUGUGAUUUAUGGCACUGGUGAGGCGUGGAGACAGGGUGAGGAUGAUGAAGGAGGAUGUGGAAGGAAGGCCCUGAGCAUGGAAGAGACUGUGUGCUAUUCUUGUGACAUCAUGACUGGCUUAGCCUUUCUCCACUCACAGGACAUUGUGCACUUGGACCUGAAGCCUGCAAACAUCUUUAUCACUGAGCAGGGAGUGUGCAAGAUUGGAGACUUUGGGUGCUCCCAGAAACUGGAGGAGGGCUUGUCCCACAGUCCCCAUGUUUGCCAGCAAGGGGGCACAUACACACACCGUGCCCCUGAGCUCCUCAAGGGGGAGAGGGUCACUGCCAAAGCAGACAUCUACUCGUUUGCCAUCACGCUCUGGCAAAUUGUCAUGCGGGAGCAGCCCUACCUGGGAGAGCGGCAGUACGUGCUCUACGCUGUGGUAGCCUACAACUUACGCCCUUCACUGGCUGCUGCUAUUUUCCACGAGUCACCACUGGGCCAGAAACUCCAAAGUAUUAUUAGCUGCUGCUGGAAGGCCAGUGUAGAGGAGCGCCUGAGUGCAGCCCAGCUGCUUCCCAGCCUCAGGGCCCUCAAACAGAAUCUCUAGGAAAACUCGGGACACUUUAAAUUUAUUUUGUCAACUUUUCUUUUCCUUAACCCUUUCUCUGAACAUAAUUAAUUUAGCCCCUGUGUGUUUCUAAAGGUUUUGUUGCUGGUUUUUUUUGUACUAAAAAAAAACAAACCCAAACUGUUUUGAUAUAAGAAGACUAUAAAUAAAGAGAUUUAAUAAAACUGUGGGCUUUUACCUUGGGAGGGAAUAGACACAAGAUCAAGAUGCUGGCAGAUACAACUUCUUCAGUCUGAUCUGUUGUGUGCUGUCUUGCUCAGGGAGAAACUGGGGAAUGUGAUGUGCAAAAAAAUAGUUGGUUUUAAGUAAGUGAAGUAGAAAAAAAGGGGCUAAGGAGCUGCUUUUGGAAGGUUCUUUAUAUGUAAUACCUUUCAGUAUUUUCAAAAUGUCAGAUAUGAGUAGUUCUUCACUAGCUUGGGUUGUGCAUUUGAGCUUUUCCUCUCUAUUUACCAAAGAAUGAGUAUGUAUCGCAAAUCAGUGAAUGCAGAAAAAUAAAUACAGAGUGUCAGUGGGGUUUUUUUUCCCUUGUUCUUGGAUGUACUUAAUUCCAGUAAGUAUGCUGCUUUUGAUAUGGAAAAUGUGAACUGCUGAUAUACAUCUUGAAAUAAGGAAACUUUUUGCCAGUCUAAGGCUAUCAAGAGUAAGAAGAUACAUUAACAACCUGUACUUUUAUAAGACCUCCCUGCUACGAGGGAGGUGUUAGUUGCAACUUGCUAGCUGGGACACUGCAGACUUUAAUAUCUGAAGCAUUGUAAGAGCAUCUUGUGUAGAGCAGAAAGUUACCAAGUUUUUGAGGUACAGGGUGAGUUAGAAAAAUAAAAAAAUCGGGGAAAAAUUAUUGGUAAAGGGAGGAUUAUUUGUGCUUCAUAAUGCAUGGGUCAGUAUUAGACAAGAUACUGGAAGUACUGUAAAGGAAGCUUGCUUAAAGCAGUAAUAAUGAUACUCUGCUGGUACUCAGAGUGUUCGCUGUUGAACUAUCCUCUGCACUGCUUAUGUCUUAUCUACUAUCUUUCCUAAUCUGGCUGUAAUGUGUCUGGGAAAGGAAGUGCUGUAGGCAAUGCAGAUGACAAAGAGCUCUGAUCCAUGAUUUAUCAGAACUGAUAAUUGUACAUCUGAGCCCUUAUCAGAGGCCAACUGCUGUAGCUGAUAUUGCCAUUCUGCUCAAAGACUCUGCUUCUUUUUAAGACAGGAGAAAGAGUGAUGUUUCAGUCAAAUUGUUUCUCUUCUUUACCCUUCCUCCCCCUUGCUUCCAUUCUGGAAAAAAAAAUCCCCAAGGAAUUGAGCCAGUUUCCUGAUUUCUGACACACAUCUGUUCUUAGCCCCGUGAAAUCCUGGAAAUGAGCAACUAUGUGAAUUUGAGAUGAUUCUGUAGGUCUUUAUGGUAUUUGGGUUGGUAAUUGAAAUUAAUGGUUUAUAAAGCAUAUCUAAGCUUAACUAUUUCUUGGUCUUCCAUCCCCCUUAAGCGGAACUAUAAAAUGCUGGCUGGAAUCAAAAAACCUAAGGUGAAUCCUGGAAAAUAUCUCCCAUGUUUUCUCUGUCAAAAUAAUUAUGCUAUAGAACCAGAACUUUUUUUUUGUGUGUAGCAUAACUUAUUUUAAUAAAGAAGAUAUCUUAAAGAAGUUAUUAUGAUAAGUCAGUUACCUUUUGAAAUGAUUAGCUGAGGGCAUCUAAGAUAAAAUGUUAGAUAAAGCCAAUUGACAUGCCUCAUUUUAACAUCAAGCCUGAAACAGAAGUGGUUCUCCAGUUUUCAAAAGUAUAUAAUAAAAAAUGGAAUUGAAGUUUGUUAGUAGUUCCUAGAUGCUUAUGUGUUGUAUUUAUUUUGCCAAUCUAGGUAGCUGGUUGCUUAUACUGCUAGAAAACUGUUAUUUUUUCCUUAAUGAUCCUUCAGCAUCAGCAAGUGCUACUUGAGUCUCUGUGAAAAAUCAAGCACCCUUCAAAUUCUCUGUUGUACUUGACAGAAUGAUACUGGAUGGCCAAGACCCACUCUUGAAGUAUAAUCAGCUCUGCAGAUGUCUCUGUCAAUUUUUCAGGGUUCUCUUUUGAUAGCGAGUGAGAGAGAACUCUGCACAGCAUUCAAGAUGUAGACACAUCAUACUCUGUUAUAAUAAUGAUGGUCUCUAGUUUUAGUAACUUCAAGGUUUGAUUUGUUUUGAGGGUUUUUUGAUUGCUAUUGAGCUCUGAGUUAAUACUAAUCAAGAAACAUCUCAACCCUAAUAGCUCAGAAUCCCUGGUUCUAUGUGAUGAGCUUGCCUCUCUUUAUGUGCAUAUACCUUGAGUUUCUUUCUGCCAGUUUGUAGCUGGCCCUUGUAAUUAACGUCCAAAAUAACUCCACCAUCAACAAAUUUGUUUAUCUUAUGGGUCACUCUCUUGCACUUCAUUUAUGGAUGUGCUGGGCAGUACAGGAUCCCCUGAAACACCAGUGGACACUUUCUCUAGCUGAGAGAACUGACACUUUACUUUUUAUGCCCGUG
Molecule: messenger RNA, 7721 nt
Organism: Corapipo altera (White-ruffed manakin)
Lineage: Eukaryota; Metazoa; Chordata; Aves; Passeriformes; Pipridae
Gene: MOS
Product: MOS proto-oncogene, serine/threonine kinase
Exons: 1
Coding region: 4180-5229 (349 amino acids)
Biological process (GO): protein phosphorylation
Molecular function (GO): ATP binding; protein kinase activity
Source: RefSeq, a predicted model, not a curated record